Molecule: messenger RNA, 3393 nt
Organism: Pungitius pungitius (ninespine stickleback)
Lineage: Eukaryota; Metazoa; Chordata; Actinopteri; Perciformes; Gasterosteidae
Gene: ttll3
Product: tubulin tyrosine ligase-like family, member 3
Exons: 14
Coding region: 80-2608 (842 amino acids)
Biological process (GO): cilium assembly; protein polyglycylation; cilium movement
Cellular component (GO): microtubule cytoskeleton; axoneme
Molecular function (GO): protein-glycine ligase activity, initiating
Source: RefSeq, a predicted model, not a curated record
CAGAGGCACACAACGGGCUACAACGCAACUCAAUAAAGCGAGGCUUUUAUUUGCUCGUGGAGGUGCGUUGCUCCAUACAAUGUCUAGUUCUGCAGCUUCUCACAUUUCUACUGCUACGGGGUGCUGGAUAUCACCAUUGUUCAAGCAGAGGAUACAACGUCUAACAGUGAAGAGAACUGAGCACUGCUCGCUGAUCAGCUCGACAGAGAACUAUAUAACCAUGCAACAAAUGUCACUGGCUCCAGUGGAGGGCGCGUUACGUCGCAGGGUGCCAACCCUGCCAGCGAUCAAGCCAGACAGGCUAAAAACAGCUAAAGCGCUAGUGGCAAAGGCAGUCAUGCUGAAGAAAGUGUUUUCAGUGCAGGGGCCGUACCCUGUGAUCCGGGCUGCCUUACGAGCCAGAGGGUGGGUGGAACGUCGUGUGCCCCAUCCCGCCCAGAGAGCCAGUCAUUGCCAUGGCAACAAGGAGGAGGAUGGUGACGACGGUGCUGCGGUUACUGAGAGGGUGGAUGAAGGCGGGAAAGAGGAGAAGCUUGAUGACAUGUAUGACCUCAUGUCUCGCCUGGUUCGAAACGAAACAACAUAUUUCCACUGGACAACACGUCGUGAUUACAUAGACUUUCGCUCCUUACGGAAUGAGCAAAUGACCAACCACUACGCAAAUUCUGGGACGUUUACUACCAAGGUUGGCCUCUGUGUGAACCUCCGUAACCUUCAGUGGUUUGAUACAGCAGAUCCCGACACCUUCUUCCCAAGGUGCUACAGGCUUGGGGCAGAGGAUGAAAAGCAGGCUUUCAUAGAUGAUUUCAGGAAGACAGCGUGCACCAGCCUGCUGCAGCAUGUGGUUAAGACAAGCAGAUGGAGGAGAGAUGGAGCAGAGGACUUAGAUAAUGUGGAGCAUCAAUUUGUUGGUCCGGGGCUGAUUGACACAGCUUUGCACGUCUGUCAAGAGUUUCUCAAUGUUUUAGAUCACAGAGACAUUGAUGUUACCGUAGAAACAUCGACCUCGGUGGAAGAGCAGCAUUGGGUGGAGUUUCUGCAUGACUACUACAUGGUUGUGCAUAAAGGUGCAUUGAUCAGGGGUAGCAGUCUGUUUGUGGAGCGCUGCCAGGCCACUUUAAACAAAAUGCAGGAGGCUUGCCCUCAGCUGGAUACUGAUGGACUAAAAAACAUCUGGAUCAUCAAACCAGGUGCCAAGUCAAGAGGACGAGGCAUCAUGUGUAUCAAUCGCCUGGAGGAGAUUUUGGCCCUUGUGGACGGUGACAGAGCCCUGACUGCAGAGAGUAAGUGGGUGGUUCAGAAAUACCUUGAAUGUCCUCUGUUGGUCCACGGCACCAAGUUCGACAUCCGUCAGUGGUUCCUCAUCACCGACUGGAACCCUCUGACGGUCUGGUUCUACACCGAGUGCUACCUGCGAUUCUCCACUCAGCCAUACUCAACAAACACUCUGGACAGCUCAGUCCACCUGUGCAACAACUCCAUCCAGAAGCACUUUCAGCCGUCCUCUGAGCGCCAUCCAGCAGUGCCUUUGGAAAACAUGUGGUCGUGCAGUCAGUUUAGGGCGUAUCUGCAGCAGCAGGGCCGUGGGGCAGAGUGGGAGUCAGUGGUGGUCACGGGCAUGCAGCAAGCGUUGGUCCGUACCCUGCAGACAGCCCAAGACCUGGUGGAGCCCCGCAAGGCGAGCUUUGAGCUCUACGGAGCCGACUUCAUGUUGGGCAGAGAUCUGAAGCCUUGGCUCCUGGAGAUCAACGCCAGUCCGACUAUGGCCUGCUCCACUUCUGUGACCGCUCGCCUCUGCCCAGCUGUGCAGCUGGACACGCUGAGGGUGGUGCUGGACAGACGGACUGAUCCCAGUGCUUACACAGGAGGCUUCCAGCUAAUCUUCAAACAGGCUGCAGUUGAGGUUCCUCCGUACGUGGGAGUGAACUUGCUGGUGGAAGGAGCCCCCGUACGGCGAUCCAGACACCGACUUCAUAAACAAGUAGUUUCUAGCCCAGCUACCCAUUUCCCUUUGGACCAGUCUUUGUCGGAAAAAGCUGAAACGACACACAAGUGCCACUCGGGCAAGGAGAAGCAAACCGCUGUAGAUAUAUUGAGCCAGCUGUCAACAACAUCUUUUCGCCUGGAACGAGAGGGGGGACCAGACAUCCAGAAUACCUCCUGUGUUGACAUCUCCUGUCGCAGUCUGGCAUGGGAUCACCCUUUGAUGGUGCACACUGAACCUCGGAGGAAAGCUCAACGUUUGGGUUUGGGCCUCGGUGGCAAAGUGCCAACCCUGGUCCCACGGAGCUUUUCUUUUUCCCUCAGCCCUCCUGUCAACCCAGGCCAUCAACCACUCAUCUCCAGAGCCGUUGUUGCCCAGACAGCUUUAAAACUCCAACAGAGGUCUCCUAGGAAGAGCUUUCCUUCACUCCGGGGCCCUCUUCCUACCAUGGAGGUCUUUAGCUUGCAACCAAGCGUUGCCUCUGCUACCAGUGCCUGUCGUAAUCCACGUUUGCCCUCUCACCACAGUGUCCACAGGCGCCAGUUAUUCCUCCGCUCUCAAAGGCAAAGCAUGGCUAUAUUUAGAGAAGAGUGCACAGAGGAACGUGAAAAUGAUCGGUAUUAAGUGUCAAAUAGACUGGAGCCUGAUGAAAGACAAAUUAAAUAUUUAAAUCACAACUUAUUUGAUUGUGGAAACCUUCGAAUCAUUUUGAUGGGAUCCUAUAUGAAUACUCUUCACAUUCUGAUACACUAUUAAAUCGCAACAAAGUCUGUCCAGUAUUGUGGAUACUUCAAGGUGGCUGUGCCAAAAAAUAUUACAACAAAACACGUGGUUCAAUGCUCUGCAGAUUCAUAAUCAGACUCGAAUGAAUGGGAUUUAGGUAUUUUAAAUGGCCAGCAGGUGGCAGCACAGGCUAAAUGAUCAAGAUGCAUUGUUGCCAAAGCCUUUUUAGUGGAAAGACUUAAAAGGAAAACGCUGUCAGUUCUUAUCCAGAUGUUGCCACAUAUUUGGCAACAUAAAUGUCAAUACAUUUACCUUCAAGUUAUCUAAGCGAAUGUUUUUACUGAGCUAUUAAAUUAAAAUCAACUACUGAAAUUGCCAAACUGUAAGAUAUGUUAUUUUGCAAGAUAUAUAGUCAGGAAACAAUGAGGAGGGGCGGCAGGUAUGACGUGACACAAAGGUCAAACCGGAGAUGUUGUGCUUAAGCAUCUUAAACUCCAGCCCUCAAACGUCCAACUUCAGAAGUUAGUAUUUAAAGCAACAUCUGAUUAAUUGGCUAAACUGGCUUUAUUAUUGUGUUUACUACUGAAGGCAUUUUGUGUGCUUUCACACUUUCACACAGUUUUUAGGAGCAAACACAUAAAUUACAAAGAAAUCUGCAGCAUCUGCAGCAGUUGAAAAAGUGCUAA